UGCCGGUGUCGGCUUUGGUCGCUUUGAACACUCCGCAUUUCGCCGUACGACGUCGCUGUACUCGCGCUUGUGCCUUGUGCGUCCACCUAGCACCUACUCGCAUAGGAUUACAUCGCAUCUACAUAAGCUGUGAUCACCUUAAUAAACGAAGUUCUACGGAAUGAGGUGGCAGCUUGUAAGAAACCUAAACGCGAAAGCGUUCAGUUUGCGAAGGUUCGCCACUCAAACGUCGUCGAGCUCAUCGGAAGUUUUGCUCGAAAGACUUUCUGGGAAGAACGAAGGAGUAGCUGUGUUGGCACUCAACCGACCGGCUGCACGAAAUGCUAUAAGCCGCUCGCUCUUGGAGGCCACCGAGGACGUAGUACAGACUCUACAGCGGGACACCUCCUUGCGAGUCCUCCUACUUCGAAGCCUCGUUCCUGGAGUCUUCUGUGCUGGAGCAGACCUCAAAGAACGUGCCACGAUGAGCGAACGUGAUGUGGGACCCUUUGUGAAGAGACUUCGUGAUGCUGCUACCGCGCUUGCAUCCAUUCCUGUACCAACAAUUGCAGCCCUAGACGGAGCUGCCCUCGGAGGCGGACUAGAAUUUGCCCUCGCCUGUGACCUCCGUAUCGCGUCAUCCUCGGCCAAGAUGGGGCUUGUGGAAACUAAGCUAGCGAUAAUCCCUGGAGCCGGUGGCACGCAGCGUCUGGCACGAGUUGUCGGGUUGGGACGUGCAAAGGAAAUGAUUUUAACUGCACGUGUACUGGACGGCAACCAAGCCUACGACUGGGGUUUAGUUAACGAAGUUGUUGAUCAAAACGAAAAGGGCGAUGCUGCGUUCCAUGCGGCGUUAAACCUUGCUGGAAGGAUGGCAAAGCAGGCUGGACCUUUGGCACUUAGGUUGGCAAAGACAGCGUUGGAAAGAGGAUGCGAGCUGCCUUUGGCCAGCGGACUUGCAUUUGAGGAAGCGUGCUACGCUCAGGUGUUGCCAACAGCAGAUAGAGUCGAAGCACUGAAAGCAUUCAGAGAAAAGCGAGAUCCUAUGUAUAAAGGAGAAUGAAUUGUAGAUAUCAAUAAAGAGUUUCUUUCGUUGUUUC
Ornithodoros turicata is the source of this 1079-nucleotide messenger RNA. RefSeq names its product methylglutaconyl-CoA hydratase, mitochondrial-like. Gene Ontology annotation, molecular function: catalytic activity. Lineage: Eukaryota; Metazoa; Arthropoda; Arachnida; Ixodida; Argasidae. Gene Ontology annotation, cellular component: mitochondrion. The transcript has 2 exons. The record is from RefSeq and is a predicted model, not a curated record. The coding region runs from base 161 to 1042 and encodes 293 amino acids. Gene Ontology annotation, biological process: fatty acid beta-oxidation.